Strongyloides ratti is the source of this 612-nucleotide messenger RNA. RefSeq names its product K Homology domain, type 1-containing protein. The transcript is spliced from 2 exons. NCBI's taxonomy places the organism in Eukaryota, Metazoa, Nematoda, Chromadorea, Rhabditida, Strongyloididae. Bases 1 to 612 code for a protein of 203 amino acids. Gene Ontology annotation, biological process: regulation of mRNA splicing, via spliceosome. Gene Ontology annotation, molecular function: mRNA binding. Gene Ontology annotation, cellular component: nucleus. The record is from RefSeq and is a predicted model, not a curated record.
AUGUGUUAUACUCCUUAUAAUGAUUUAGAAACAUUAAGAAUUAUUGAUACACAAUUACAGAAAAUUGAAAAAAUUACAAUGAAUAUGGCUAAAGAUUUUGGAUUGUCUACUACUUCAACAACAACCAAAGAAGUUGAAAAAGAAUCAACAAAAAUUUUAACAGAUACUACAAAAUUACAAUCAAAAUAUUUUAACAAUUUAUUAUCAGAACCAGUUUUUAUAUCUGAUGAUAAAACUUUUUUAGUUAAUCGAAAUGUUAAAUGUCAUAAAACAGGAAAAAUGCAAGUAGAAAUCGUUAAAAAGAUAAAUAUUAAAAAUUAUUCUAAUGUUAAUGUUAUAGGAAAAUUAAUUGGUUUACGUGGAAAUACAAUAAAAAAUCUUGAAAAAUCAACACAAUCAAAAAUAAUAAUAAGAGGAAAAGGAUCAAUGAGAAAUGAUGGUUUGGAGAAGUAUCUAAUUCAACAGGGAAUCUGUUAUCAUCUCAUUGAACCUUUACAUAUUCUUGUCACUACUCGUACUUCAUCUGAAGAUGGGUGUUUAGAAAAAUUAGAAUUAGUCAAAAAAAAAAUUAUUUCUAUACUUUGUCAAAAAAAAAAUACUCAUCAAAGAUAG